Messenger RNA from Alternaria alternata, 873 nucleotides. RefSeq lists its product as hypothetical. Lineage: Eukaryota; Fungi; Ascomycota; Dothideomycetes; Pleosporales; Pleosporaceae. The record is from RefSeq and is a predicted model, not a curated record. The transcript has a single exon. Bases 321 to 779 code for a protein of 152 amino acids.
CUCCUCUUCCGGAAACCGAUUCGUGGUCGGGAAAUCUGCUUGGCGGUCGGAGAUGGAAAGGGUAGAUGGUCUCUUUACUUGACAGUUGAUGCUGAGUUGUGAGGUUGUUCAAGCGACGAAACAUGUAAUUUUGCAGGCCUCAUUUUGAGCGUCUCAGCGAGUGUCCCUCGUUCAUCGUUAGAAAAGACAUGUUACCGUGUCGCUGUGCUUGAGGUAAUCAUCGCGUUAAGAGCGUCUGUCGGAAAGGAGUGACAUCGACACAACUAAUACUACUACACCAACGCUUGCGAUGACAUGCUGAUAGGAAGCACCGCGUGUACAUGCUCAAAGCAAUGCCAAGUCCUCCCCUAGACCUCCCGACAUGCGACAAGCGACCCGACAAAGCUCCAGGUUUCUUUCCCCGAAACAAAUCCCGUCCCACAUGCAUCAGACUCAUCUCGCCUCACCCAACGCCAACUCCGGUCCCAAUCCAGUUUCCAAUCCAUCCCGAACGAAGACGAUCCAAGCCGGCAGCAAACACCCGAAUCAGAAUCGGUCGACGUCUGCGAGCUGGCGCGUUCCUUACCCUUGCACCCAGUCCCAGUUCCCCAUCGAGAAGACAGGAAAUGAUCCACAUGAGUCUAGUCUUGUUCAUCAGGUACCCACCUGUGCACCUGGCUCGCAGCAUCAUACCUGUUGCGGCAAUCUUCGCGGCCAUGGCACGCCAGGCAGGGGUUAGCCCGUCGACAUGGAUUUUCCUGCUUUUCACAAGCUGCAAAAGCUUGGAGCAAAGGCAGUGAGUGGGGCGCGUGCUGGCGCGGCUUUUGGACCCCACGCCGCGCUACGCUAAUCGCUAGUUCGGGGCGAGAUCCGGGAUCCCGAACGUUGGGUUUA